UACAUUUCAUUGUCUUUCUAAUAAAUUGAACAGUGGUGACAUAUGGCGAAUGAUUCACAAUUUGACAAUCAACAAGUGUGCAAAGUAUUAUGUGAAGCAUGUCUGAAAAAAUGUUCCGGCAAUGUACUACGUGUUGGUAAAGUUUAUUUUCAUAUUGCCUGUUUUAAAUGUCAUGAAUGUGGUGUUUCAUUAUCGAAAGGUGGAUUUUUUACUCAUUCAAUUAAUAAUAAUUCAAAUUAUUAUUGUACAAAAUGUUAUCAAAAUUCAUUCGGUACAAAAUGUGCUGCUUGUAAUGAAUUUGUUGAAGGUGAAGUAAUCAGUGCACUUGGUAAUACUUAUCAUCAACAAUGUUUCCGUUGUAAUCGAUGCAGGCAACCAUUUCCAAGUGGUGAAAAAGUAACCUGGACUGGAAAGGAAUGUCUAUGCACGAAAUGCAUACAAAUACCAACGGUUUCCACACCGAAUAAUGAUGGACUUGUGCCAAUUUGUCAUUCAUGUAAUAAUGAAAUAUCCGAUGGUCAAGCAUUAAUUGCAUUGGAUAAACAUUGGCAUAUUUCCUGUUUCAAAUGCGAUACUUGUGGUUGUAUUCUACAUGGUGAAUAUCUAAGCAAAGAUGGAAAAGUUUAUUGUGAAAAAGAUUAUCAGAAACAAUUUGGCAUUAAAUGUCAUCAUUGUGAACGUUAUAUAACGGGUAAAGUUUUACAAGCUGGUGAUAAUCAUUUUCAUCCUACUUGUGCACGAUGCAUCAAAUGUGGUGAUGUAUUUAGCGAUGGUGAAGAAAUGUACAUACAAGGUGCUGCCAUUUGGCAUCCAAGAUGUGGACCAGGACCUGGUGAAAAAAUGCCUGAUGAUUUACCAACACCAAUUGAUCAUCAGUAUUUUCGACCCGAUUCACCAAGCAUGACUAGUUCCUUAUCUCGUUCGAUUAGUCCAUUUGGAAAUUAUGGUGAACAGCUAAGUGAAUCAAGUCCAUAUUUGGAUAAGAAUACAACAUGGACAAGCGAUAUGAGCCGUUAUUAUACAUACAGUUAUCUAACAGCUGAACCAACACUUGGUUAUUUACGGAAACCGGUUGAACCACGUGCACCUAAAUCACCACAAUUCCAUAGGCCACCUGAUUAUCAACAAUAUCAUCAUCGCACCAGAACACAGAGUAGAUCUCCAAAACAAGGAAUGCGUGCUAUGGUUGACCAAUUACAGGCAACAAAUUCAUUGAGACCAAAAUCACCAUCCAUGAAUAAUGAAGAGCCAAUUGAAUUGUCUCAUUAUCCAAGUGCACAGAAACCAAAUCCAAAUGAUGUUCCCACAAUCGAACGGGAUGAUUUUCCAGCACCACCGUUUCCUUAUGCCGAUCCAAAUCUCAAAAAAUGGUAUAGUUCCAGAGAUGAUCUUGAAGAAGAAUUUGUUGCAAAAGAACGUGAAGAUAAUUAUGUUAAUCCACAGCUAAAGAAAGAAGAAGAAGAAUUGUCGAAAAUAGCUACAGGAAUUGGUAAAGUUUUCUUAAAAACGGUUAAAGAACGUGAAAAAAUUAUGGCACAUCGUAGAGCUAAUCUAGAUCCACGUAAUGCAUCACGUACACCAUCAGCCAAAACGGAAAUUCUUGCCCGAUUACGUUAUGAUAAUCCGGUCAAUGCUUCUCCAUCUCGUGACAUUGAUCGACCAAAACCAUGGGAAGAAGAUGAAUAUGAACGUUAUUUUUAUCGUAAUUCUCGAAUGACUCGAAGUCAACCAUAUAUUAAUUAUAAUGUCGUAUCUUCUCUACGAAAUACACCUAAGCCUGGUUAUAGCCUUAAACACCGUGAAAAUGGUGUUGAAUCACCAUUUACGGAAAAAUAUUUGGAAAAAACUCAAAGUGCCGAAUUUGGUAGCAAAAGAUCAGAUGUUUCGGCAAUGUCUGAUCAUCAGAAUCGUUAUUAUAUGAAUCAUAGUGCAAGUGGUACAUUUCGAACGACUCCAUAUUCCGAAGGAUUUGGAACGUAUCAUGGAUUCACUACUGGUUCUUAUAGUCCACAUUUUCGUCGUUCAAUGCCAAAUGUCAAUCUACAACAUAUGAGCAAUGAACCACCAAGACAAUAUCCGUACCAUUUGUUAAUGAUUACGAAUUAUCGAUUACCACCAGAUGUUGAUCGCUGUCAUCUUGAACGACAUCUGGAAAAUGGAGAAUUUGAACGAAUUUUUGCUAUGAAUCGAAUGGAUUUUUAUCGUUUACCUGAAUGGAAAAGAAAUGAGCUUAAAAAACGAGUCAAACUUUUUUAAAUUAACAACCAAAACCAAGUGACAAAUAACAGAAAAAUAAAAUAAAUAAUCUAAUACAACGACGAAUAUAAAUCAUCGAUUACUACUACUCAAGUGCACACACACACACACACACACACCCACAAACACCCACUGCCCAAUUAUUUUUUAGAAAAAAAAAUUAUAUUUUAUUAAUUAGUUACACUGAUUAUCAACACACAGACAGAGACACACACAAAGACUUAUAUAAUUAUGUUAUAUCUGGAUUUUUAUAACAAUACAACAUUCUAAUUUGUCAGAUAAUAAUGAUCAUUAGAAACAAAACAAACAAAAGUCACUAUAAAAAUGUGAUAAAAAAAAAAAAAAAAUU
This is a messenger RNA of Dermatophagoides farinae (American house dust mite), 2605 nucleotides long. The record is from RefSeq and is a predicted model, not a curated record. Lineage: Eukaryota; Metazoa; Arthropoda; Arachnida; Sarcoptiformes; Pyroglyphidae.